AAACACCAUAUUCAGCUGCCACAGGCUUGCUUGUUAGGAACAAAUCCUGUGACGGCAAACGGGAUACGCCUGUGUGCGACGGCAAACGGGAUACGCCUGUGUGCGAGGUUGCCACUUUCUUUCCUGUAUCUGACUCUUGACAGCAUAACACCGCCUACGAAGCUCUAUCAAGCAUAUGUUCUUCCUUUCCUCCUUCUGUCGGCGCUCAAGUAGUUUCGUAGACACCACCAUUAUCAAUCUGUCACCAAUGCUUAGUUGCACGCCAGGACUGGCACGGUCAACAGCAAGGCAGGGGUCAUUGCCCAGGUCUUGUUGCCAGCUGUUGGCUUCUCGACCGACUGCUGCAACGUUACUUGGACAACGUUUGCCGUCGGCAGUUGUGGAAUGGAACACCCCUCAUAAGGGCACCGGCGUCUCACGGGUAACGCGAGGUGGUCCUUUCCUUGCUAUGUGUUGCUUGGCCCACGGGGCUCUGGGGGCACAUGCUGUGGACAGCUGGAAACUGAGUAGUCCUACUAGCCUUCAGCUUGCCGCUGGCGCCUUCAUGCUGCCACACCCGGAUAAGGCGCUAAAGGGCGGCGAGGACUGGUACUUCAUUGCUAACAACAGUCGUGCAGUGGGCGUGGCGGAUGGCGUCGGCGGCUGGGCCGAGGUGGGCGUGGACGCGGGUGCCUAUGCACGCCAGCUCAUGAGCCACGCCGCGGAGGUGGCGGACCAAACGACUGCCGCCUCUACCAGCAGCAGCGGGCAGCAGCCGAAGCUGUCAGCGCAGGACAUCCUUGAACGCGCCUACGCUCUCACCACCGUCCGCGGCUCCUCAACCGCCUGCGUGGCGGUCCUCAACGGAGAUAGCCUGGCCGUGUCCAACAUUGGGGACUCCGGACUUCUCAUACUGCGCGGUGGUUCCGUGGCCUUUCAUACUCCGCAACAGCAACACGGAUUCAACUUUCCGUUCCAGAUCGGCUCGGCUGACUCCAUGUCGGAUCACCCUUCAACCGCCCAACGCUUUGAGGUCUCUGUCCAGCCGGGCGACCUGAUCGUGCUGGGCACAGACGGGCUGUGGGACAAUUGCUUCGAUGAGGAGGUGGCGUCCGUGCUCAAGUACUGCUGCGAGCAGCGCAUGGAAGUCGGCAAGAUGGCGCAGGUGCUUGCGCAUUACGCGCGGCACCGGGCCUCCGAUUCCAAGUUCGCAUCACCUUUUGCAUACGCAGCCUUCACGGCCGGCUACGCAUACAUGGGCGGCAAGAUGGACGACAUCACCGCUGUUAUAUGCAUCGUGCAGCAUCCGGCGAAAAUCUGACUUCUAACACACAGGCUGACAAGAUAGUUCGCUGACUGUGGCUUUGCAGGGUUGUCUACUUCGUUUGGGUCAUAGCAUUGUUUUCAGCUUUUAGAGGCAAAUACAUACAUGCGCAAUGACUGUGCUGCCACGUUGUGUUAAUGUGGUUGGAGCAUCGUUGAUGUUCGUUUCCUCAAUAGGGCCUGCUAUGGAUUCACGUGCUUCUUGUUAGUUUGGUUAUGGUCGUUAUGCCUGGCGUAGCCAUGGUGUGUGUUAAGGGGUUAAUGAUUUGGAGGGUGAUAUAGCCCUUGUACACCAGUACACUGUGUCCACCACUUAGUGAGGAAGGGCAAGUGUUUAUCACCGUCCUCUUUAGUUAGGGUUGGCUCGCCCCGAUAGGGGCGUAGCCUUAGAAUUCGGUAAAAGUUGGCCAGACCAAUGCAUUUUGUCCUUUUUGUACCGGGUCUAUGCCCUAUGUCUGUACUGCUGUACCUCGUGUAUGUACCUGCACCGAGGUCGCAAACAGCGGCAAAGUAGAAUGAAACAACAAGCGAAUGACAAGGGGGUUCAGCUUCCUCAAAGCUGGAAAAGGGCGGAGCCCCUCCUAUUGAGUACAGGAACGUAAUACUACCACUGGAAUGGCACGGAAUGCGCUCCUGUGACUCUACGGCACCAGUUGACGUAUCAGACCUUGUUACAUGGACGCUGAACCCCCUUGCUUACUGUAAGCGGACGCGGAC
Messenger RNA from Astrephomene gubernaculifera, 2019 nucleotides. NCBI's taxonomy places the organism in Eukaryota, Viridiplantae, Chlorophyta, Chlorophyceae, Chlamydomonadales, Astrephomenaceae. The record is from the annotation of a GenBank genome assembly.